AUGGCUGAGAAAUUGGCUCCUGAGAAAAGGCACAGCUUCAUGCAUAAUGGUCAAAAGGUCUUUGAGUGGGACCAAACGCUGGAGGAGGUGAAUAUGUACAUAGAUCUUCCACCCAAUGUUCCAAAGAAGCUUUUCCACUGUAAGAUUGAAUCGAAGCACGUUGAAGUUGGGAUUAAAGGGAAACCUCCCUACCUUAAUCAUGACCUUACCUGCCCAGUGAAGACAGAUUCUUCAUUUUGGACGCUCGAAGAUGAUAUUAUGCACAUAACUCUGCAGAAAAGGGACAAGGGUCAGACUUGGUCUUCACCUAUAAUGGGUCAGGGCCAGUUAGAUCCAUACACCACAGAUCUUGAGCAGAAGCGCCUCAUGCUUCAAAGGUUUCAGGAAGAGAAUCCAGGCUUCGACUUUUCACAGGCUCAGUUCUCUGGAGGUUGCCCUGACCCGAGGACCUUCAUGGGUGAACCGCCGUCGGUAAUUCAGAAAGCCUUCAAACCGUCGCCGCAAGUUGCUCGCACCGCAGUCGCCACAACUAGGCCCAAACAUCUCCACCACCGUCGCCACAUCACUGUCACCCUUCCACCAACAAUACAGCAGAGACGCUCUGCCGCUUCAGGCAACGAAGUCCGCCUUCGAUCCGCUGGACGCCAUCAGGAUGGCCGAGAAGACUCGAGGACAUUCGUUGAGGAAUUGCCGGAGAAUGAAUCUGUUAAUAAAAAAAUUGCUUACGAGAUUAAGUUUCUGCAAAUUGGCCUUUAA
Molecule: messenger RNA, 756 nt
Organism: Striga hermonthica
Lineage: Eukaryota; Viridiplantae; Streptophyta; Magnoliopsida; Lamiales; Orobanchaceae
Source: the annotation of a GenBank genome assembly